Messenger RNA from Anopheles arabiensis, 1863 nucleotides. RefSeq lists its product as uncharacterized. The record is from RefSeq and is a predicted model, not a curated record. The transcript has 3 exons. Bases 1 to 1863 code for a protein of 620 amino acids. Lineage: Eukaryota; Metazoa; Arthropoda; Insecta; Diptera; Culicidae.
AUGCGUGCGAGUGGGUGGUUUAUUGUGUACGCGAUCGGAAGUGUACUGCUGGUGGCACUUUCCACCGCAGAUCCAGUGAUCGGUAGUGGAAGUGUCUUUGCUGCUACAAUAACACGUGCUCUGGUGCCUCCGAAACGUGAUGCCCUGCUGCUGGGUAAUCGGUACGGUACAGGACAGCCAGAAAUAAUAGUGAAUCGAGCUCCAGGCUCGCCAGCUCCGCCACAGCGUGACCAGGGAGCUGGCUCGUCGGGGUACAACUAUGAUGCACCGGCUGCCGGAUAUCUUCCCCCGGAAUCGAUUCCAUUCGCCGAUGAACCAGCUCCACCGGUGAACAACUACCUACCGCCCGUCAUUGCAAACGAUCCGCUCGCCGAUGAGCCCGCGUUUCCUGCGUCCCCUCCACAGGCGGACUAUCUGCCCCCGUCGAAUGAUCCACCGCAGCGAGAUGAAGUGUUUGUAGUGUCCACGGUGUCUCCGGCAGAGCAGGGCUAUAGCUACAACGCACCGACAACGUCAACUACCUUCGCUCCGCUAGCGGAUGAAGGGUUCGAGGAGAGCCCAGACCAGGAGGGAGGCUAUCGGUACGACCCACCGGCAAACAUUUACAUCCCACCGUCAGCGGGCGGUGUUGGCCGAUCGCUUCGCGACGAUCCUGCCGGGGCGAGAGCUCCCAUAAGGCUGCAGUUGAAUGAGCUCGCCUGCUUGCGAAACGGUGGCGGUUACUUUCGUGCGUCCCUCACGGUGCAAAGCCCAAUUGAGAGUGUCCCCCUGGUGGACGUUGAGAACGAUGGCGGUGAUCUGAGCGGGUGCGAGGUACGGCUCGAUCAGUCGCGCCUGCUCGUCGAUAUAGCGUGGCCCGACUUUGGCCGGUGCGGCGUGACACCGUGCGGGCAGACGCCGGCGAGAGAGCUUUGCCUGCGGGUGCGCUUUCCCGCCAUUGCCGGUAUGCGCACGGCCAUCGAUCCGGUGCUGACGCUGCAGUGCCGCAUACAGCAGCGGAUCGUCGCCCGGACGCACUCGGUGCGGCUCGGGGUGGCGGAAGAUGCGCAGGCCCGGUCCGGCACGGGGACGGCCUUUGCAAUCGGGGGGUCGCAGCGCCCGUUUCGCUCGCAGCUGGGCAUCUUUCGGCGACAGGGUGGAGGAGGCGGCGGAUCGUUCACCCGAGCACUGCAGCCGGGCGGAGCGGUACUGCUCGGGGAGGAGUUGAUGCUGCGGACGCAGGUUUCGGCGGGAGAUGGAUGGAACUUUACGCGCCUUUCCGAGGUGGUAAUGCAGCGGCUGUCGCCAACCGGAACCGUACUCAACUCCGCGUCGCUCGUGAACGCGAACGGAUGCUUGAACCCGCUGAUGCGUGCCAUCAGCCCGGUUGCGCCCGUCUUUGAGGCACCGCUCGGCUACCGGUUGGGCUUUCGGGCGGCCAUGUUCCAGGGAAUGCGCAGCGGCGACGAGAUGAUCCUGCGCGUCCGGAUCGUCGGUUGCGUUGAUCGGCGAGAGUGUUUGGUGGAAAACUGUCAAACAACUGCCCGCACCAAACGUGAAACCGAAAGUCCCGUGCCCGAAGCAGCCCAAGGCACAAAUGCAACGACACCCGCAACAACAGCGACCACAACCACCGCGGCAACACCGCCACUGGCCGAGACGGCAUCGAUCGCCUUCCGAAUUAUGCUACCACCGGAGCUGGCCGCUUCCUCUACCGAUCCGCAGAACACACCAUCCGGCCACACAACGUCCCCCAUGUCACUGCUCUGGAUCACCGUCGGCACGACGUCGGCGGUCGUGCUGGCCAUCGGCGUGCUAGCGCUGGUGCUGGUCGCAUUGCGCCACCAUCGGCGUCCCAGUUACGAUGAGUAUCGGUCGGAUUAG